Messenger RNA from Ananas comosus (pineapple), 1538 nucleotides. RefSeq names its product SH3 domain-containing protein 3. Bases 140 to 1189 code for a protein of 349 amino acids. Lineage: Eukaryota; Viridiplantae; Streptophyta; Magnoliopsida; Poales; Bromeliaceae. The record is from RefSeq and is a predicted model, not a curated record. Gene Ontology annotation, molecular function: protein binding. The transcript is spliced from 10 exons.
CAAUCUCUCUCUCUCUCUCUCUCUCUCUCUCUCUACGGGGGUGGUGUGUUAAAGCUUAUAGUAGAUCUCUCUCUCUCUCUCUCCCGCGAGGAGCAUUGUGAGAUCGUUCCCCAGAUCGAUCUCGUUUGCUACUGGGGAAAUGGAGGCGUUGAGGAAACAGGCGAGUAGAUUAAAGGAGCAAGUCGCGAAGCAACAGCAGGCAGUUAUAAAGCAGUUCAGCACUACUGGUUAUGAGAGUUCAGAUAUUAUGGUUAUUGAUGAACUUGAACUACAAAGACAUCAACAGCUAGAAAAGUUGUAUAGAUCUACUCGUUCUGGAAGGGAUUUCCAAAAAGACAUUGUACGAGCGGCGGAAGGCCUUAUCUCUAUUGGGAAUAGGCAUAUUGAAAUAGGGACAAAGUUGUCUGAAGACUGCUUUCGAUAUGGAAGUGAGAAUAAUACCAAUGAUGCACUUCUAGCCAAAGCAGCAUCUUUAUAUGGUGGUGCAUUGAGAAAUGUUGAGAAAGAGCAUGAAGAUUUCAACAAGCUCUUAUCUUUACAGAUUAUGGAGCCACUAAGACUGAUGGCUACUGGUAUUCCCUUGGAAGAUGCUCGCAGUCUUGCUCAGCGUUAUAGUCGGAUGAGACAUGAGGCUGAGACUCUGGCUGUUGAAGUUUCUAGGAGAAAAUCUCGAGUAAGAGAAGCCCCAGUUCUUGAGAACACUGCAAAGCUGCAAGCAUCUGAAGCUAAAAUGCAAGAGCACAAAGCAAAUAUGGCAGUGCUAGGAAAAGAAGCAGCUGCCGCACUAGCUGCGGUUGAAUCUCAACAGCAAAGACUGACUUUUCAGCGCCUGACUUCCCUGGUAGAAGCAGAGAAAUCAUUCCAUUUGAGAAUAGCUGCUAUACUUGAUGACGUUGAAGCUGAGAUGGUUACUGAGAAACAGGUGAAAGAUUCUGCACCUCCUCCUGUUCCAACUCAUAAGCGUGCUGAAAAGGCCUUAUAUUUUCUUGCUGAGGCAAUGCACAAUUUCAAUGCUACAUCAGAAAAGGAACUAAGCCUAAUAGUAGGCGACUACGUCGUUGUACGACAGGUCACUCCAUCAGGGUGGGCUGAAGGUGAGUGUAGAGGGAAGGGAGGGUGGUUUCCAGCAGCUUAUGUCGAGAGACGGCAAAAUAUUCCCCCUAACAAAGUAUUCCCCCAAGUACAAUAAUACUACUUGAAGGAUCUAUAUCUGAUAUCUUUAUGUUUACUUGUUUAAAGAUGGGGAGAAUGCGGCGUAUAAGAUUCUUAAUAUGAUUAUUUAUUCAUCUCUGCCACUGAGUACACCGACCGAGAAAGAAAAAAAUGAAACUUUGGAAUCCUUCAUUCUUUUUGGCAAGAGCUGUUGGAGUUUGUUGUAACUUUAUAUGUAUUUCUAGGGAUUUCGUGAGAAGGUGGCUCGAUGAUUGCUCGGUAGUAAUCUCUUUUUUGUAUUUGGACUAGUUAUUUAUAAAAGAACACUGGAUUGCCUUUUAAUGAAUCGUGGCUUAUUUAUGUAACUGGUUUGAUGGAAGCUUAAA